Oncorhynchus kisutch (coho salmon) is the source of this 624-nucleotide messenger RNA. It is a transcript of the gene cox7a1, whose product is annotated as cytochrome c oxidase subunit 7A1. Bases 252 to 494 code for a protein of 80 amino acids. The transcript has 4 exons. Lineage: Eukaryota; Metazoa; Chordata; Actinopteri; Salmoniformes; Salmonidae. Gene Ontology annotation, cellular component: respiratory chain complex IV. Gene Ontology annotation, biological process: regulation of oxidative phosphorylation; mitochondrial electron transport, cytochrome c to oxygen; mitochondrial respirasome assembly. The record is from RefSeq and is a predicted model, not a curated record.
UACAGAAUUUCAUUUGAAUUCAAAUAAACAUAUGUAUAUUUAAUGAUGUGUGAGAGCAGAAAUCAUUGUGAACAACGGCUACCAAAGAAGCAAUUGUAGACUAUUGGAGGGAAGGUUUGAGCAGAGUUUGGUCUCUCCUGGUGACCAUAGUUUGGCUCGCAUUCAGAAAUGCUGCAAUAUGUGACUGCGCCCUUGAACAGGCCGCGGCUAGACAAGCAGCAAGAGGCUUCACACCGAGUACAACCUCCACCAUGAAUCGCCUACUGAAGCUGCCCCGGCUGGCUACCAGCGCCUUCAGCACAACAACCAAACAGAUGAAGAACAAGGUGCCAGAUCAUCAGAAGCUAUUCCAGGCGGACAACGGCUUGCCAGUCCACAUCAAGGGAGGGACCACUGAUGUCCUUCUCUACCGUCUAACAAUGUCCAUCACCCUCGCAGGCACCGGAUACUGCUUAUUCUGGAUUCUAUGUGCCUGUCAGCCUAAGGGCAAAUGAGGAAGCCCUGCUAAUGCAUGUGUUUAUUGUUUAAAUCAAUUCCACUUUAUGAACUUCUUCUAAUGUCAUGGUACAAUUUCUGUACAGAAUAAAUCUCUCCAUUAUGCCUCUGUCUCAAGGCAAGCCUGAA